UUUGUUGAUUUUUAGGGCCUUCCCUAACAUUACUAACAAUGACUUGUACGCAAUUUUAAGGACAGUUUUUUAUCAGUAUUUGAAAUGUCUACUGAAGAUAUAAGAGCCGUGUUGCUUAAUAUAUUUAAGCAUAAAGAUUUCAAGUCCUCAACUCAGAAAGCUGCAGUAAAAUCUGUUAUUAAAGGCAGGUAUUAUGCUUCUAUAUAAUUUAUAUAAAUAAGACAUUAUAAGUAAAUGUAAAUUAUCAUGUAAUUAUAAUUAUGGUACAAAUAGUCUAUAGACUAUAGAUAGACCAAAGCCAUAGACAUAAAUGAUGAUAAGUACAUCAUAGUAACAAACACAAAGUGUUACAAACAAGGCACAAACAAAGGCAGGUAUUAUGCUUCUAUAUAAUAUAAUUUAUAUAAUUAUAUAAGACAUUAUAAGUAAAUGUAAAUUAUCAUGUAAUUAUAAUUAUGGUACAAAUAGUCUAUAGACUAUAGAUAGACCAAAGCCAUAGACAUAAAUGAUGAUAAGUACAUCAUAGUAACAAACACAAAGUGUUACAAACAAGGCACAAACUUCACAUUGCCUUCACAUUUUUCGAUUCAACUAAAUAAUAAAAAUUAUACCGGUAAAUUUUAGGUUUAGGAAUUGAGUAUGAUCAUUAUGGGCAUGGGUUUUGCCAAGAGUUGUCUCACGCCUAAGAUUAAGGCUUAGCCUAAACGCAGUGACGUCACUCUCACUUUAAGGAAUCCCAACAAUGGAUUGCUGUUCAAUAACUAUAACUCACACUGAGCAUUGCUCGCGUCAUAAACUAAAUUUGAUGAUCUGUUUUAGUUGAUAAGGUUACAUUACAAUGGUUAGGCCUACAUACUUAAAUGAAAUUUCGCAUCAAUUAAAAAAAAAUUAAUCUUACACAUUUCAAAGAAAUGAAAAAAGAAACACAUCCUUGCUGAUCACUGAUACCUAAGAAUAGAAAAUUAGUAAAACAGAGUAAAACAGACCCCUCCCCCAACACCCCUCCCGCACAUUAAAUACCACAAUAAGACACAAAGAAAUAUUCUGGGAGGGGAGAUCCCUCCCCAUAACCCAUCACCGCCAAUUUCAAAAAAUAUAAAAUAAGAAAGUAAAAACUUGCAUUAAGUGAACACAAACAAUAAGUAUUGAAAUGUUUUGAAUGUGAUGCUGUAGAUGGAAGUUGACCUGGGGGAGCCUCCUUGACCUAUAUGCCAUAGAACACCAAACUUACCCAAAAUCAGCCAUUAGGCCUUAGUCUUUCUCUUACAUUAGAUUAGGCCUAAAUUUAAGUUGGUUUUUAUCUACUUCUGCUAAAUUAAAUUAAGCCUACUUACUUUAUUAAAUGCCUAAAUAAAUAAGUUAAGGCUAGCACUUCCUCAGUAACUUAACCAAAUAUAAUAAAAUAUGACAAAUUCAAAGGGCUAAAAUGAAGUUAGUGGCAGGGCUGGCGAUGUCUUCCACAGAAUGUGGGUCAUAUAGUUUCCUCAGGGUCAACUACUGGACAUAGUUCUGUUUGUCAAAUCCACAAGAAUAAGUUUCACUUUUUAUUUCUUUUAAAUCUUUAAGUUGAAUUAAUUUUAAUAAAAAACUGAAAAACCAAAGGGAACAUUUCAUUUCAAUCUAUUUCAUAUUAACUUAAUCGAUUGUCAGAUUAUAUUUUUUUGAUCCAAAUAAUGCCCAGUGAAGAAAGGGAAAGUUAUCAUUCUCAUCAAUGAGGUUUAAAUAUGGGGUCCAGUUUUGGGAAUCCCCAAAGUGACAUCAGGGCUUUUAGGGUGAGACAACUCUUGGCAAAACCCAUGCUGUUAACUGCACAUUUACCUUCAAAGUGACUAUCGCUAGCUAGUUAAGGGCAGUACUAGUAGUAAGUUGUAAGUACAUUUAAGUAACUAGUGGUGGGCUGAUAGCGGUUGGGGCACUAAAGAGUUGAUUUGUACUUUGAUUUUAUUCUUUUGUCUUAUUUUAUUUUAUUUUGAGGUUGCUGUUUUUUUUGCAUGUCACAACUAUUGCAUAAUUCAAUCUUUGGUUCUUUAUUAAAGUUAAGGUUUAUUAAGACCUACGGUGCAUAUAAGCCUAGAUUAGAAGUAGUCACUGAACAUUAUGACUUAAUAAAUAUUUAAUUAAAGCAUUUUUGUUAUUGUCAUUUUAAAUAAUUUGAUUCAAUAAAAAAAAAAAAUCUAUCCCAGUGUCAAUCAACCAAACCAUAUCUCUUUACCAACAAUAGAUGUUUAACAGAUAACAAUAUUUCCCCAGGGAAAAAUGAUGUUUAUGUUUCGAUGCCCACUGGUGCUGGGAAAUCUUUAUGCUAUCAGCUUCCUGCUGUUUUAGCUGAAGGGGUCACCAUAGUAGUCUCUCCUUUGAUUGCGCUAAUGCAAGAUCAGCUGGAUCAUUUGCGUGAUUUGGGCAUCAGAGCAGAAACGAUCAACUCUAAACUCUCAACAACGGAACGGAAACAGAUCACAUCAGAGCUCCUUGCCAAAAAUCCUAAAAUCAAACUUCUUUACAUCACACCAGAACAGGCAGCAACAGAAGCAUUUCAAAAUCUGAUAGAUAAACUGUUCUCCUGUGGGAAGCUUUCCUAUUUUGUGGUUGAUGAGGCUCACUGUGUUUCCCAGUGGGGUCAUGAUUUCCGGCCAGAUUACCUUAAAUUGGGUGAAUUCCGCCAGAGAAUUCCAGGGAUACCUUGUGUAGCCCUCACAGCUACAGCAACCAGUCAAAUUGUAGCAGAUAUCAUCCAUCAGCUGAAGCUGAAAGAACCUGUUUUACGAUUCAAGACUAGCAGUUUCCGGAGUAAUCUUUAUUAUGAAGUAUGCAUGAAGGAUUUUCUUCCUGACCCUUAUGCAGAUUUGGUCAAGUUUGCUACAAAAUGUCUGGGUGGCCCAUUGGAAAACCAUGAGACAUGGGUCAGUAUUAACAAUUUUAAGACAUACUGCAUUAGCCAGAUAAUGAUAGUUUUCUGGAGCUAUGAUGCCAUGUGUUAGGAAGCAAGGGAACAUCACAUGUAUUUAUAUUUUUAAAAAGUUGGGCAUUGCAUUUGCAAUAACUAGUGUUAUAGUGUUCAUGUCAAUGUAAAAAACUUCAAAGUUCCCUUCCACUUGCUUCUAAAAACAAAAACGCAAGUUUAAAAUCAACAAAUUAAAAUACAUGUAGAGAGUAGAGAUAAAAUUUCAACUUGAUCUUGGAUUUAUUUUUAGUUACCAAAAGCAGAGAAAACAAUAGUGGUAAUUGCAAUCAAUGUAUCUGAAGUCAGUAUUUAUUUCUGUUAGCAGAUCUUGUCUUGAUUGUUUACUAUAAUAUGUAUCUAUUAAAAUUAAUUUUUAAAAUGUUUUUUUGCUACUUAAAGAAGGAUAAAGGUUGUGGAAUUGUAUAUUGUCGCACACGUGAGGGCUGUGAAGAGAUAGCUAGCAAGCUGAGCAGGAAGGGACUCUUGACAAAAGCCUAUCAUGCUGGUUUAAAUGGCAGACUGAGGGAGGAGACACAGACUGACUGGAUGGAGGGAAGGGUGCCCAUCAUAGCAGCUACUAUCAGUUUUGGUAUGGGAGUAGACAAAGCAAAUGUUAGGUAAUAAAAAUUAUUUGACAUACUGUAUUGUUCCGAGAGAAGGCAGCACUUUUUUCAACUAAUGUAAGAGUUUAUAAAUUUAGGUGCAGCCUACUAUCAGGAUGUACUGGUAUAUCUAAGCAAUGGUAAGGUUAAGGCUAAGAAUAAUUAGUGACCUAAUCUCUGAACAAUACAGUAUUUUAUUAUUUUUAAAAAAAACACAACAUUAAAAUAGCUGAAACUCUCCUGCAGCAAGUUGUCCCCUUGGUUCUCAGGCUUCCCAUUAUUACCAUUUAACUCAGUUGAUUUCAGUGUCAAAUCCUCAUUCGCAAAUUAUACAUUUUUCUGGUACCUGCUCAUCAUUUCCCCUCUCAGUCCUAGUCAUUUGUAACACUUAAAAAUUAAUUUUUCAUUAAGAAUGCAAGUAUUAAAUAUUUUUGGAAUGUCAUUGGUGUUGAAAAAAUAUUUAUUUAAUUGAUUUCCAACGCAAAACAAUUUAUGCAUGUAUUCAUGUUUGUGAAGUUCAAUGCAGCCUAUAAAUUUAAUUUUUUGGUAAUUUUUUUAUUCUGUAAAGAUUUGUAGCUCAUUGGACAAUGCCAAAAUCCAUGGCUGGUUACUACCAAGAAUCUGGAAGAGCAGGAAGAGAUGGACUACCUUCGUACUGUAGGUUGUAUUACUCACAGCGAGAGAAGGAUACUGUAGCUUUUCUCAUUAAUACAGAAAACAACAGACCCAAGGUGGGCUUUGACUUCUUAUAGUAAUCACAGGUUGUCUGUCUGUCCCAUCUGACAUCAAACUUCAAUGUUAUCUUCUUGUAAUAAUCACAGGGGUCUUCCUCUCCAAUCUGAUAUCUAACUUCAAUGUUAUUUUACAAAUAACAUAACAGGGUGUCUUUCUGUCCAAUCUGAUAUCAAACUUCAAUGUUUUCUUCUUGUAAUAAUCACAGCGUGUUGUCCUCUCUAAUCUGACAUCUAACUUCAAUGUUAUUUUACAAAUCACAUGAAGAUGUCAUCCACAUUUAUUAUUUAUAAGAAUAUCUCACUAAAUUUUUUUUUUACUGUAAAAUUUGAUUUGUUUGUUUUUAAACUUGCAUUUAUUUAGUCUUUUAUUCCGUUACUAUUUAAUAUAAUUAAUUCAUUUUAAAAGUUGUUAAAAAUAAUUUUAAAAUUGUAAAGAUAGAAAUUAAAUUGUGAGGAACUUUUGAUAUUUUGUACUUGGCAAAAUGUUAUUUUUCCCAUUAUGCUGCAUUCAACACAGUAGUGUUCACAAAGCAUACCAGUAACAUUUAUUCAUCUUUAAAUUGAAAUAUCAAAGAAAAACUUAGAUGGGGCAAAACAUCGUGCUAAGGCUGCAGAAGACAGUUUUGGAGCCUUGCUAAAGUUUUGUGAGACUGCAAAGUGAGUUUUCUAAAUAGAUUAUAUACCUUUACCAAAGCUCUGAUUUUUUUUCUUCUCUCUUAUUCAUACUUUUGAAAUGCUUUUUAUACAUUGUAUGUUAUUUUUAUAGUUUAUGUUUAUUUAUGACUUAAAAAAUGUGUUUAAAACAAUUUUUUUCCAUUUAAAAGUAUUUUAUGUUUAUUUGUUGAUGGCUAUCUUUAAUUUUUGCAUUUGCGUCUUAUUAAAAAGGACAGGAAUAAAAUAAUGUUCUGCUUCUUGUAGAUGUCGCCACUGGUCAAUAGCUGACUACUUUGGUGAUGACAAGCCAGACUGUGACAGAGCCUGUGAUGUGUGUUGUGAUCCAAAAAGGGUUGAAAUGGAUUUGCUAAAUAUGCAGAAAGGCUUGUUUAACACCAAGAUGAGAUCAGGACUUGGGGGUGCAAUGAUUAUGGUUAAAGAUGAAGACUAUGCUGACAUGUAUGAAGGGGGACGGCUGGGUGCCAAGAGGUAAAAGGGAGUUGCUUCCUCUGCCAGUUAAGUUAAAAUCUAUUAUAAUAAUUCCAGCGUGGACCUUGUCUGCCCCUCAGGGAUGUAACCAAUGAAAAUCAGAUGAAACCCCAUGAUUAUUUCGUCCCUUUGAAAAGAUAACUGGGGUUUUUUCCUCGAAUUAUUUCACCACCAAUUGCAGCCCCAUCUGAAGUAUUGUCUAAGUCAUGAUUUGGCUAUAAAGCAUUUAAAAAAAGGGGAUGAUGACAUCUAAAAGACAUGAUAAAUGCUGGAUAUAUGGAGCCCCAUCUGGAUUUAUUAUUAUAGAUUAUGCUCCUCUUCCCUUAUUUUACAUCCGUAAUGUGGUCGCGUUGUCCCAGCUAGUCAAAUAUAAAACUCAUCCGUGACUGUUAACUUUGAGGCGAAAAGAUAUCUAUAUUUUUUAAAGACAAUUGAACCUUUUUUUCAUGAGAUUUUAGUUAUUUCAUAAUUUACAAAUUUAACAUUAUUCUUGUUCACAAAUAUUCAUUUCACAGUACUUUCCCCACAAAUAACUUAAUUUCUUUUGUUUAAAACAAAUAAUAAAUCCAUAAUUCAAUUUGUCCAGAGCCACUAAUGAUUAUGGUGGAGGAGAUGGGAGUGAUGAUGAGAGUGAGUACCACAGAGAGAGAAGAGAGGCAGACAAAGCAAAGAGGGAGAGAACUUCAAUUAUAGCUAAAGAGUUUGAAAAGAGAAAAGUGGUAGGUGUGGAUUUAUUUUAUGUCUUAUACCUAGUAGAGAACGUUGUAAACAAAAGUGACUUCGAGACACCAGAACACAAGUAGCCUUUAUUCUCUACAGAUGAAGGGGCUAAUUAAUAUAUUAGACCCACAAAAAAAAUUUGAAGACAUUUACCUGUCUUUUUUAAUUAUGCUAUAUUAAACCCCCACCCCCAUUCGUUUAUAAUCCCACUGUAAAACAUAAAAUAUAGAAAUAUGAAGUUUAGGAACUUCUUGCCUGAUGACAUAUGGUUAAGUUUAUCCCCAAAGUUUCUAUAACUUAUUUUAUAGAAUUAAUUACUGCAAAAUACCUGGUGUGCAUAUUUCAUUGACAGGCCAAUGACACAAGUGAUAAAAAAGAUGUUUUUGAACCCCCGUCUCCAUUUUGUCCACUGAGAGAUGCCAGCAGUCAGAGGGUGUCCAAGUUAACAGUGAAGGUUUGUCAGAACAUUCUCCAGUUUAUUUUGUUUUCAUUCUAGUCACAUGGGUUUGUGACCCUGGGGGCAUGACACGUAAAUCUGUUUUCAUACCAGUCACAUGGGUUAUGGUCCUGGGGGCAUCACACAUAAACUGUUUUCAUACCAGUCACAUGGGUUAUGGUCCUGGGGGCAUCACACAUAAACUGUUUUCAUGCCAGUCACAUGGGUUUAUGGCUCCGCUGGGUUACGCUUAAAACUGUGGUAAACAGAGCAAACAUAUUUUUUAAAAAGCAAGCCUUAGCCUUUAAAAUGAUUUCAUUAUGGAUGUUGGUUCAGGACACAUAGUGCACAUAAGGUCUUCAGCUUAGGACACAUAAUCAAAUAAAGUAAUAUCGCUCAAACAAAAAUUACCUUCGCUUGAAGAAUUAUUUUAAGCAAUAUGCAUUUGUAAAACUAAAAAAAAAAAUUUUUUUAGCUGAUACAUCCCAACACUCUUCAUCACAUAUACCUAAGAUCUGGGUGAAUUCUAUCCCUCAAAGUAAUGACCAAAAGAUAACAAAAUUCAUUUGUUCCCCUAUCUAUAAGAAAUUACCAGUGGAAAAAAAUUUCAAAAAUCACUUUUAAAGUCAAUGUUGUUACCAACUGGGCACAUGACAGUUGAUUUUUGCUCUUGAGAAAUAUUUUUAGAUUUCUUGUGUUAAAUUUUUCUAGUUUAAAAAUGGUAUCAUUGUAAGAAUAUAUAAGUAAGCAACGUAAGUGCUAAAAAUGAAUGUUUACAAUGUAAUGAAAUCUCCAUUUAUUUGGAUCAAUAAAUGAAUCAUAUCAUGUAUCAUAUCAUAAAUUCAAAUAAAUCACAUACAUUCAGUGUUCAGCUUAGGACUCACAGAUCACAUACAUUCAGUGUUCAGCUUAGGGGCCAUGUCAGCCUCUAGUACAAGGCUUUUCAUACUGAAGGAUGCCAUGCUCAUUUAACUCCCGUGAAAUAAACAAAGAACGAAGCUCAAAUGUUUUUUUUUACUUGCUACAAACUGGCACCAACCAGACUUAGUUGAAACAUAGCUUCAGUUUUGUGGUUGUUACCCAGCAUUAGAGUUUAAAGAUUCAACAACAAAUUUUUUUUUAAGGGGUUGGGGCGGGGAGAUGGUUUUUGAUGAUUUGCUUUAAUUCAUAUUUAUCCACAAAUGUUUAUCAAUCCAUGGAUGAUAUCAAAAUAAUUUAACAUCCUUAGAGAUGAAAUGAAGUAACCUAUGAUAAAACCUUCUUCUUUGAUGCAAAAUGGAGCUUAUGUUACGCUUUAAAACUAUUUGUUUCUUUCAGACCAGGGAACAUUGCUUUGAGAUGAUUGAGAGAGCACUUUACGAGAACUUUACAGCAGUGUUUGCUGAAGAUGAAAACAGGAUACGAGGCAGGGACUAUGAACCACGUACCAAUGCGCUUGACAUGGAAUAUCAAGUUUUCUUGAGUAACAAACUUGCCCCUGUGUAUAAGUCAUCCAUCAUGAAACUUGUCUCAGAAAUUCGUAAAUUGACCCAGUCUAAUAAUGUCCAUUCAUGCUUCCAAAAUGUGAAGGGUGCGUCCAUUUCUGGAGGGGGGGACAGCAGCGAAGAGUCAAGCGGUAGACCAGGCUCAGGUCCAUCGAGAUCAGAGUGUAAGAACUGGGCCAACUCAGGACCAGACAGCUCCGAUGACGACAUGUUUUCUAGCAAAACAGAAAGUAGAACUGAUAGUAUCUUUGUCAGGGCAAGUCAGCUCUUUUCAAGCCAUAAGGAUGAUAGCCAUGGAGCCCAUCAGGGGGGCCACUCUGUUUCAUCGGGGAACGGCUUCCAAACAGCAGCCUCGGUGUUGCUUGGCCAGGGUAAUACAUGGAAUUCUCCGACAGCAACAUCUCAGUCUGGCAGCUCAACAAAACCACUGAACAUUUUCAACGAAUUCGCACCUUUAAAAGACUUGGGCUCUGGUGAGAAGAAAAUUGAAUACAGUGGUAAGGCUAUCAGGGAAAACAUUUUCUCAAUUUUGUUUGGCGGAGAGAAGUCGACUGAAGAUGGUAAAAGUUCAAACAAAACUUCAAAUAAUAUGACGCAGUCAGAGCUCUCUGCCAACAAGGCCAGCACUUCCAGUAACCAGGCUUUUACAUCUAGCACUCAGGGAGGUCAGAAUCCAUCUAAAUCACUGGUUAUAGACAUGGGAAACAACAACAACCAAGAAAGCUGUGAUGGCAGUCUUGCUGAAAGCUCAAGUGUCAGUGACAGUGCCAAACAAAAACCAAAGAUAACUUAUUUUUUUGAACGGCAAGACUUGCUAUCGAAUGAAAACCCCCCAGAACCUGUCCCGGGCCACAGGAAGGAAGAUGCCAAACCCACCAAGCCUGUGGCAAAACCUGACCCAAAGCAGGUCAUCAGCAGAGCCACAAGUUCCAAGAAACAUAUGCACUCCAAACAUUCCACGAAAAGUCUAAACAGUGACAGAGGGGCAGCUAAGAAACGGAAAGUUUCAGAGGAGGUAAAAAUUCUCUGAUGUCUCAUGUACCUAAAAAUGUUUUCAAAUGAUUGAAUUACAAAAGGUUUUCCUUCCAUCCUCAUGUAUCCUAAAAUGUUUUCAAAUGAUUAAAUCACAAAAGGUUUUCCUUCCAUCCUCAUGUAUCCUAAAAUGUUUUCAAAUGAUUAAAUCACAAAAGGUUUUCCUUCCAUCCUCAUGUAUCCUAAAAUGUUUUCAAAUGAUUAAAUCACAAAAGGUUUUCCUUCCAUCCUCAUGUAUCCUAAAAUGUUUUCAAAUGAUUGAAUCACAAAAGGUUUUCCUUCCAUCCUCAUGUAUCCUAAAAUGUUUUCAAAUGAUUAAAUCACAAAAGGUUUUCCUUCCAUCCUCAUGUAUCCUAAAAUGUUUUCAAAUGAUUGAAUUACAAAAGGUUUUCUUUCCAUCCUCAUGUAUCCUAAAAUGUUUUCAAAUGAUUGAAUUAGAAAAGGUUUCCCUUCCGUUGUCAUUAUAUAAAUCUUGGUUGUAUAUGUCAAUGGCCAGACUUGUGAAUGGGAUAUAACAAAAGAUGGAAUUGAUUUACAUGGAGCUGGGGUAUUAUUAUUGUAAAAUAAUGUGAUGUAGUCACAAAGGAGUGUUUCUUGAAUGAUAAAUAAUAAAGUUUAUAAAUUAGCCAUUUUCUGGAUUCAUAUUAAAAAAUUUCUGUUUAAAACAGAGUGUUUCAUCUAUAUUAUACUUGUUAAAUAAGUUGAGGACAACGAAAAUUGUUUUUAGCAUGCUCAUUACAAAAAUUAUAGGAAAGAUGAGGAAGUGUUUUUUCUUUGUGUUUAAUUUAAAUCAUGGAUUAAACUUGUGAGUUGAAAGAUUAAAACUCAAGCUAUGAUGCAUGUGAAGUUGUUAAAAAAAAAAGAUACACUUGACUCUGUCUAUUUCAGCAACUGGCCAUGCAACAGACACUGGACAGUUACAUCAACCUAAAUCCCAGGCCGGGCCAGGACUUGAGUAAACAGAAACAUGGCCAGGACUUGAGCAAAAAACCAAGAGUUGAACAUGAGAUGAGUACAAAAACUAGCCAGGAACAUCCAAGGAAUAGAAGAAACUCUGGGGAGAUUGAUGACAAACACAAGGUAAAGAUUGUUUCUAUAGGGGGGGGGGGGGGCAUGGAGGUAAAUCUAUAUUAAAAAAAGAAAUCAGAAUUUUCAGUACAUGAAAACAAGUUUUUCUACUGUUGUUUAACAGUGAAUAAGUAUUAUUGGGUUCUUUUUAUAUCGUGGGUGCUGUCCAAAAUAAGACCUCCAUAUUGCGUCCUUAACCGACUCCUGCUUGACCUUCUUGCAACUUGCCCGCCUGCAUAAGCAAAGUGACAUAAUAAAUCAGGUUUUAAAAAGAAAUAAAAUAUAAAACAAGCGAUGUAAUUGUUAUUUAAAUUUAAUAUAAAAAUGAAUGAGAUGUUAAAUUUAUGAUAAAAAUGAAUGAGAUGUUAAAUUUAUGAUAAAAAUGAAUGAGAUGUUAAAUUUAUGAUAAAAAAAUAAGGUUUUAAAUAUAAAAAACCUUUUAAUUAUAAUAUCUGAAGUUGACUGUUGCUGCAUUUUCAUUUGAUCACCAUAGCGGGCUAGGUUUAUUAAGCAUUAUUAUCUACCAAUGUGUAUCAGUAACCGUAUUGAUUUUUAUAGGCUGGUUCAGAUAUAUCUUCAACUCUUACAUUAUCCCUAUGAUUUUCUACAUUAAAUUUAAUAACUUCUACAUGUUAGAUUGUUUCAUCAUCUAAACAACCCUCUAGUCUAGCAAGCUUAACAGCAUGCUGCAAAUGACCUUGGAAAGUCUUUUUUUGCGCUCUCAUAACUUUUUAACCAAAGAAGAUAAAAACAUUAGCAGUUCUCUUUUUAUAAAAAGCUCCACUGGCGAGUAAAUUUUAGCUAAUGAAUGUAUGGUAGGUUAUUUGCUAGACGGCCCUAAAUAGUUUCUUUUGUGACUGUUGGCCUGACUUGCCACCGCCUGCCAAAUACACCAGGGAAUCAGAGAAGUGACAGCAGGUGCUAAAGAUAGUAGAGUGUUAAAAGAGAUUGUAAAGUUAAGCUUCAUAUAUUAUAAUUGAUAGUACGCUCCUAUAUGGCAGUGAAGUGAGGACCCCGCAUGCCUGUCACAAGCGGAAACUCAAUGGCUUUCACCAAAGAUGCCUGCAUCACAUUUUGAGAAUUGGAUGGUCGGACAAAGUGCCUAAAACAGAAGUUUGGGAAAGUGCCAAAAUGUGCAACAUGUUCUCUGCUCUUAGCAUGAGUUGUCUUCUCUUAUUAGACAAUGUGAGAGAAUGUCGGACGUCUGUAUUACUAGGAAUCUACUGUAUGUGGAGUUAGCAGAGGGCCCAAGGUUUAUUCGACGACUAUUGGUGCGGUUUAGGGAUGUUAUCAAAAGGAACAUGACGGAAACCAACUUAGAAAUCUGUGAUUUGGAGAUCAUUGCUGAUCACCGUCCCAUCUGACGAACUGCAGUUUAUGAGGGAGUCAAACAGGGGAAAAAAAUCCCUUGCAAAAAAAGAGCAUUACGAAAGGCCAAAGUGAAGCAGAAGUCAAGGUUCUCCUAUGAAAAUUGUAGCUGAGUCAGCCAUUCCAGGAUCAGCCCCUUGAGCUGAUAAAGUGUCAAUAAGCUGCUUGAUCAUCUUAUGAAGUUUGAAGGAUGACAUACAUAGAUUAAUUGUUAUACCAUAUCUUACACUGUGAAAUUUGUCAGUUUGAAAGUCUCACUGAAUUUCUCUUCUGUUUUUUUUAAUUCUUGAUAGCAAGUUGUUGGUCAAAAGUCCCAUGUUUGUAUUUGUCCACAGGCUGAGAGAUUGCCUCCUGCAGUAAGUCAAAAGUCCCAUGUUUGUAUUUGUCCACAGGCCCAGAGAUUGCCUCCUGCAGUGAGUGAAUCUGAGGAGAAGAAGAUGAGAGAAAACAAAGAGAUGAAACUGAUAGCAGACAGUGUGGUCAAGUACCUGACACCCCAUUACAAGGCUGGCCGAUUUGCUAAUAAGGUGGGUCAUCAUCUUUUUCAUUGUUCGGUGUAGCCAGCCAAACAUCAACUCCACUUCUAGAGGUCCUUAGAGACAAAACAUACACACCAUUUGUCAGGUGUAGUGGAACAUUAAAUGCAUGUGGUACAUAAAGUUGGUAGGGAUCAGAGAGAGUUCUUGUUUUGAAAGAUCUACUGUUUGAUUCAAUAUCUUUUUAAUAUCCAUCAAUCCAUGUAGGGCUUUGGCUUGGCUUACUCCUUCCUUCCGCUCAGACCUAACUGAUGCUUUUAUUGUUCAUGCUUGGAUUCCCAGCUGCUGUAGAUCUUUUUCCACAUCAUCCAUCCAUCUAAGUUUAGGUCUGCCUUUGAGCCUUUUUCCUCUGGGGUUUUGGUGGUGCACCCUCUUCACUCCUCUGUCAUUUGGCAUUUUUUAUAAGUGUCCCGCCCAGCGUAACCUUCUCCUUUUUUUUUCUGUUACUAGUGUGGGAUCCUGUAGAGUCUAUACAAUUCCUGGUUGGUUCGUAUUCUCCAUCCAUAUUCAUCUUUGUUGGUCCGUAAAUUUUCCAGAGAGCUUUUCUCUCCCAUCUGAUGGUGAAAAUGUGAUCAGCCAUUGAUCUGUUAGUCUGAAUCCACAUUCGUAGUCACCUAGUAUUUGAUCAGUGUACGGCUGUAGUCUUUGGGAAAUUAGUUUUGUCAGUAUUUUUUAUGUAAAUUUAAAAUGGAAAUUCCCCUGUAGUUUGUGCAUUAAAGUUUGGAACAUUUCUUGUGUAUUGGGUUUAUUAAUGCUGUUUCCCAUUCUGUUGGAAUUUUCUUAUGUUGCCAAAUUUUAAUUAUAAGUUUAUGUGUCUGAAUGUGUCAUUCUGUUCCUCCAUAAAUAAGUUCUGCUUUGAUGAAGUCUUCUCCAGGGGCUUUGUUUUUUUUUUAUAGCAUUGGUUACUUCUGUAGUUUCUUUCAAAGUUGGGGAGUUUAUUAAAGGGUCUGGUCCUCCAUGUUAUGGUUGAUAAACUUCAUCCUGCCCAAAGUCUGCAUUUGGUAUGCCCUCAAAAUAUUCAGCCCACCUCUCCAGUACUUGACUAUUUUUUUAGUUAUUAAUUCUCCAUAAUUGCUCUCACACAUUUGAGGCCUGGCUUGGUAUCCAUUCUUUUCAUCUUUUAUCUUCAUGUACAUCCCUCUCUUGAUUAGUCUUCUAUUUCUUUUAGUUUAACUUUUUCCCAUUCCCUUUUUUUCUUCCUGCACAUUUUUGUGGCUUUCCUUCUAGCUUCAUUGUAUAUUUGUCUCCUGGUUUCCCUUUGCAUCAUGUUCAUUCUUGCCUUGUUCCAUUCUUGGACAGUCUCUUUGCAUUCAUUAUCAAACCAGCCUAAGCUACUGUUAGUUUUCUGGAAUCCUACUCAUUUUUCUUCUGAUCUUUUCAUAUCAUUUUUUAUCCUAUCCCACUGUUCAUUUAUGUUGUUUUCCCUGCUUAUUUUGGUAAUCAUAUUGUUUCUCUCUUUGAUUUCGUCCAUUGUGAAUUAUGCUUAUUCUCUGCUUAUAUUUAAAUCCUUUUAAUAGCCUAUAAUUAAAUGUUGCCUAGUUAUUAAUUUUUUUAUUGUUAUUUAGUCAAUGACUGAAAAUGAAAUCUGGUUCAUAUUAGGAACUGCUUUUUUUUCAUAUUGGCGUAUGGUUUCUGUCAUGACAUAUGCUGGUCGCUAUCAUACCAUAUGCUGGAUGCUGCUAUAGGAGCUGUUCAAGUCUGUGGCCAAGGCCAUCACCCAGCAGGUUUACACCACCACCAAGGGACUGCCCACAACAGGUGAGACAACUCUGCGAGCUCAGGGUGUUUAUGUGGUGCAAUGUCCAUGUCUUCUUUACACCGUUCUCUCCCCUUUUGCAGUUACCCAAUCCACUGCUUGAAAUAACCCCCACUUCCCCCAUACGUAUCAUUCAAUUAUAAAAGGGGAAGAGACUGCAAUCUGGUUAGGUAGAAGGAUGUAACAAAACAAAAAUGCCAAUGGUUUUGUUGCAUCCUUUUUUCAGGUUUUCCAAUACUUUGUUUCCCUUAUAUUUGCUUCAUUAAAUUAGUCACCUGCUAUUCUCAAAAUUCUUUUUACAUACAAAAAAAAAAAAAAAUAAUAAAAAUAAAAAAUUCAAUAGACAGUUCCUUGCGGUGUAUUUAAUUAAAUUUAGUUUGUUUAAUGACAUGACAGUGUCAUCAUUUAAAUGCCAUUAGUAUCAGUUUAGCAAUAAAUUACUAAGAUGAAUAAUAAUGUUAUUUUUUUUAUUUAUAAGUUUAUCUCCAUGUUAAAAAAAACCUUUAGUAGAAAUGUUGAAAAUAAAAUAACUGAUUCUGAUUCCGAAUCAACUUUUCAUAAUUUGGGCAUUGAUGUUACAAAAUACUCAACAUUGAAACUGGAAUCCAAUUUGAGCUAUGCCACAUUACUGUUAUACAUACUUAAAACCCUCAGUUUUGGGAGAUAAACUGAUAUUUUUUCAUCACUAAAUGAUAGCGCAAAGACGUGAGCUGAAUGAAAUAAAAAGAUGAUGAUGUUCUUAACUCUACAGGUAAAGAGGAGGCAAAGCGCCUAGUUCGGGCAUACAUGGAGGACCACAAACUUAUCAAUGGCCAGACCGAUCUCAAAGGUUGGAUGUGACGGCAGUGCCACGGUGACGUGAUUCUGUGUUCUGGAUGUUUUCGGGGGACCGGGCAAUGACUGAACCAUGGCAGGAUGUCGGAUAGUCUGAAAUGACUGUUGGUGUUUUUGGG
Messenger RNA from Lymnaea stagnalis (great pond snail), 14773 nucleotides. NCBI's taxonomy places the organism in Eukaryota, Metazoa, Mollusca, Gastropoda, Lymnaeidae. The record is from the annotation of a GenBank genome assembly.